CCUCUGGAUAUCCGAAUAUGCGCUUGAAUCAACUUCUGAUGGGAUGUUUUCCUGAUCACCACCACUACUUGCUCAUUCUUCUUGUGAAAUUCUCUAGCUCCAACGCUACAAUUUCUCAAACCUGAAAUUAGUAUUGGGUUUCCAUAUAUAUAGCUAAAUUAAAAUUAUUUUAAGUGUAAGAGCUUCCCCAAUGACGAGUUCAAUAGAAGCUCAGAGGGUGGUGGUGAUCCAGGAUGCAUCAAGAGAAGUUAGUUCAAGCGCCGUGAGGUGGGCAUUGCAAGGCUUGUCACUUAAGCCUGGCGAUAUGCUCACUCUCCUUUCGGUUCUUCACCAGGUUGAUACCCCUAGUAAGUCACCUAAUGCAGGAACCAAAGAACUGCUGGGAUAUAGAAGUAAAGUGGAUUCCAAUUCCAUUUUGGGAGCCAAUGAGAAAAUUGUCAACAGAGAAGCAACAAGGAAGAAAGAAGAGUAUGAGAAGAAUGCAGAACUUGUUCAGAUAUCCAAGCUGUACCAAACACAGAAGGUUGAAUUCAAGAUACAGGUGGUAACCGGACAUUCACCAAAGGUGGUUGCUUUAACAGCAGCUGAAAAUUUGAAGGCAACAUGGGUGAUACUUGACAGGCAGAUGAAGAAAAACAGGAAAUAUUUCUUAGUGAAACUUUCAUGUGGGAUAUCGAGGAUGAAACGAAACAACAAGAUUGAGCAAUUGCGAGGACCAAAAACAAUAACAACCAACAAAUCUGUUGAGGAGAAAACGCGUAAAGACGUAGCGAGUUACGAUGAAAUGGUGCCUGGAUCCCCUGAUGACCUGUUCAGCAUUGAAAUUCGACCAAGUGUAACAGCUGACCCAGAGAACCAGGUUCAAGAAAUCACACGGAGCAUCAGCACUGAGGAAGCAAAGGAGGAGUUGGAAGCUAAUCAAACCUUUCAAAAUUCGAUGUGCUCACUUUGCAAGAAUAGACGACCGAAUUUCGGCUGGCAAAGGGACUUCCUAUAUGCAGACCUCCAUGCUGCUACAGAUGGUUUUUCAGUACAGAACUCUUUAUCUGAAGGUGGAACAGGAUCUGCCUUCAGAGGUCAGCUGAAAAGUAAUAAUAUGAAAAUAGUUGUUAAGCAGCACAAAAUUGUAUACCCUCAGGGAGAAAUAGAUUUCCAAUCGGAAGUCCAACUGCUCAUGAAAGCUAGGCAUAAAAAUGUGUUGAUGCUGUUGGGAUCCUGUGUAGAAGGGUGUCUGAAGCUGCUUGUAUACGAGUAUGCCUGCAAUGGUUCGGUAUAUAAUCACCUAUCAAAACAUUGCCCCUUGCCAUUGACAUGGGAGGAGAGGAUGAAAGUAGCAAUUGGUACUGCCAGAGGUUUAAAUUAUCUACAUGAAAAUGGCAUAGUUCACAGAAACCUGAGAACAAGUAACAUUGCUCUAACCCAUGAUUUUCAACCACGGCUUGGAGAUUUUGGGUUUACGUGGGAGCACAAAGUCCUUGAAACUUUGGGAUACAUGGCACCAGAAUAUCCUGGCAACUGGAAACUUUCUCUAGAGACGGAUGUUUAUGCCUUCGGAGUGGUUCUGCUAGAGCUGGUCACCGGCCGGAUGGUUACAGACAAGAUUCCAGGGGGGAAGAGUCUUGUGGUAUGGGCAAGACCACUUCUGAAGGAAAGGAGGCUUCUUGAGAUAGUCGACCCAAGAAUUUCUAACUCCCAUGAUGCUGAGCAACUUUAUUGGAUGGGGAGAGUUAUUCAGAAUUGUCUCAGCAAAAUUCCAAAGAAAAGAUUAACCAUGGACAAGGUGGUCUCUGCACUGGAAUGCAUAGCAGAUAGAAAAGCUAGGCAGCUAAGGGAAGAUCUUUAUGCAGUGAAAUCAUAUCUAGCUCGCACUAGGUCUGACAUUAAUGGGCGUUCGAGUUAUGACAAAAGAUUUGAAGGAGAAAUGGUGACGAGUAGAGAAUUUUAUGUAGAAAACCAAAUGAGCAGAUCUUUUUCUUUAACAUCUUCUUCAUCAAGAACAAGUACAAGUUUCAGCAGGAGCUCGUUUAGUAGUGUAAAGAGUGAAAAAUUGAAGCAGAGAGUACAAGCAGGAAUUGAAAUUCCAGUGUUAUAUGCAGAAAUGAACAACUAAUUAAUUAGACAUUUUGAGUUCAUCAAACAACAUACAUAUUUUAAUGAAAAA
Molecule: messenger RNA, 2161 nt
Organism: Manihot esculenta (cassava)
Lineage: Eukaryota; Viridiplantae; Streptophyta; Magnoliopsida; Malpighiales; Euphorbiaceae
Product: serine/threonine-protein kinase CDG1
Exons: 9
Coding region: 191-2110 (639 amino acids)
Biological process (GO): protein phosphorylation
Cellular component (GO): plasma membrane
Molecular function (GO): protein kinase activity; ATP binding
Source: RefSeq, a predicted model, not a curated record